AUGGCCACCACUUUUUCGAUCUCGCAAAUUGGCCGGAUCGUUCUCGUUCUCUAUCAAUAUCGAAUUCUCAAUGUGACAGGCAUCAUUUGGUCGGAUCUCCCGUUGAUCAUCGCUUCCACUUGGCGUCUAUUCGUGUAUUGCUGUGCCGUUUGUCUUCUGGCGUCUGUCGUCUCUGAGCGUAUUUAUGCCACCUAUUUCAUCGUCGACUAUGAGAAAAAAAGGCGCAUUUGGUUGGAAAUAGCUCAUCUCGCUUUCUCGAUCAUUCCCUCAGCGGCUACGGCUUGGCUGUUCACGUCGUUCAGCAUACACUACAAGUUCUAUGUUUUCGCAUGCGCAAUUGCAGCAGUGAUUUGCGGAAUUUUGUGGCAAUCGAUGACAUUUUUUGUGUUGUUUUACUAUAAUCGUCGCAAGCUGAAAUCACUUUUGCAAACAUUUGAGCAAAGGAAAUAUUCGUUGAGUGUCCGUUUUCAAUACGAGGAAAACAUUCGAGCGUUUGAGCUAUUAAAACCGGCAAUUGUCAUUCACGGGGUUUUCUGUAUUUUCGCGAUGACUGCUUACUCGUUGCCGAUCCUUUUCUAUCCAAUGGGCGCUCCAGAGAUCGAAUUAUCAAUUUGUAUCUUCGAAGGGAUCGCAAAUAUCUAUGUGAUUGGUCUUUUACUUGGCAUGAUUCAUCGACAACCGAUUUGGCGUCGGAAAUUCGUCCAAAAGCUCUCAUUCAUCAGGCGAAGUGUUGUUGAGCAAGAGGAAAUUGUAAAACAUUUUCGGAAACCUGAAGAAACAGAGAUUUACUUUCGACAACUGAGAAAUUCUUGGUCAAAA
Mesorhabditis belari is the source of this 819-nucleotide messenger RNA. The record is from the annotation of a GenBank genome assembly. NCBI's taxonomy places the organism in Eukaryota, Metazoa, Nematoda, Chromadorea, Rhabditida, Rhabditidae.